Messenger RNA from Trematosphaeria pertusa, 527 nucleotides. RefSeq lists its product as uncharacterized. Bases 254 to 409 code for a protein of 51 amino acids. NCBI's taxonomy places the organism in Eukaryota, Fungi, Ascomycota, Dothideomycetes, Pleosporales, Trematosphaeriaceae. The transcript has a single exon. The record is from RefSeq and is a predicted model, not a curated record.
CCUUGAACGCCAAGCACAGAUAUUCGUCCGGCCAAGAAUCUCUCGCUAUCCUUGAGGCAUAUCGUGUUAUGUCCGUAUAGACGGGCAUAAGCUUCGCGCAAAAAGACGGGGACGACGACCGGAAGAUGCGUGGUAUAAAAGGUCGUCGAGCUCGUUGAUCGACUAUCCACCAUCCGAGCAUCCUACUCUUACCACUGCACCAGACUACUACCCCGCUUUCAACUCUAUACCCAAACUUAGGAAGAACUUCCCUAUGUCCGCCGUCAUUGCUGUCGCAGGAGGCUCCGGUGGCCUUGGCCGGGCCAUCGUCGAUGUGCUGAAAGCCGACAGUCGGUAUGAAGUGGUGAUCUUGGCUCGUAAAGUACGCCCCCUUCGUCCCCUGUCAUGUCCCGACGACCAUUUCGCAUAGGACUAAUGACCGUCAUGUAGGCCAAUCCCACGCUUGAAGAAGAAACGGGCGUCCGGGUCCUCGCCACCGACUACUCCAACCCAGACUCAAUGGUAAACAUGCUCGAGGAGAACAAGAU